Messenger RNA from Knipowitschia caucasica, 513 nucleotides. Lineage: Eukaryota; Metazoa; Chordata; Actinopteri; Gobiiformes; Gobiidae. The record is from the annotation of a GenBank genome assembly.
AUGCUGGAGCUCAUUUUCAGCAGUGUAAGAUUCCUGGGGCGCCAGGGACUCCCUCUGAGAGGAGCUGCCAAUCGGGAUGGGGUGUUAUGGCAGCUAAUGAUGGAAAGAGUGCGCACUGAUCCUGAUAUGGAGAAGUGGAUGCAAAGGAGAGACAACUGGCUGUCCGGCAGCAUCCAAAACAAAAUUCUGGAGCUCUUUGCGCAUUACAUCCAGAGAAACAUCGGAGCCAAAGCAGCCCAAAGUCCUUUUUUUGGCUUAACUGCGGAUGGGACCACUGACUUGAGUGGCAAAGAGCAGUUUUCAAUCAAUGUUCAGUUUUCUGAUGACAAUCUGGACGUUCAGAAUUUCUUUUUGGGAUUUUAUAACGCCCCGGACACAACCGCAGAGAUGCUCUUUUUAUGUAUAAAAGACGUCCUCGUUCGACUCAACUUGCCUUUGGAGAAGCUGAAAGGCUACUGUUUUGAUGGAGCCAGCAACAUGUCUGGGAGGUUCAGGGAGUACAGGCAAGAUUGA